AUGGAAAAUCAAACCACAGUAACCGAAUUUAUUCUCCUGGGAAUUUACAGUGACCCACAGAUGCAGAUUUUCCUCUUCUCAGUGUUCUUAGUUAUUUACCUAAUCACUCUGAGUGGUAACAUAGUGAUCAUGGUGGUGAUAAGAGCUGAUUCUCACCUUCACACCCCUACGUACUUCUUCCUCUUCCAUUUAUCCUUUGUUGAUAUCUGCUAUUCCUCGGUCAUGAUACCUAACGUGCUGAGGAACUUCCUAGCAGAGCACAAAACUAUUUCGGUCAAUGGCUGCAUUGCUCAGAUAUUCUUCAUCCUCCUCUCAGCUGCUACUGAAGCUUUCAUUCUCUCAGCCAUUUCUUACGACCGCUACGCUGCCAUCUGUGACCCAUUGCAUUAUGUGGAGAGAAUAAGUAAAGGGAUCUGUGUUCAGCUGGUGAGUGGGGCAUGGGCAAUAGGCUUCUUCCAUGCCUUGCUUAAUACUAUUUUUGCCUCCAAGUUGUGUUUCUGUGGGCCCAAUGAAAUCAACCAUUUCAGCUGGGAACUCCCUCCUCUAUUACAACGAUCCUGCACUGACACCCUCACCAAUCAAGUGGUGCUUCUUACUUCUGUUGUGAUAUUUGGGUCAAGCUCCUUCCUCCUUACCCUGAUCUCCUACAUUCACAUCAUCUCCACCGUGCUGAGGAUACCCUCUGUGGAGGGCAGGCAUAAAGCCUUCUCCACCUGCAGCUCCCACUUGAUUGUGGUUGGCUUGUUGUACCUCGCAGGUUUUCUCCAGUACACAAAACCCAGGUCAGUCUCUUCUGUGGUGCUGGAUGAAAUAUUCUCCAUCCAGUACAGUGUCUUGAUCCCCAUGUUAAACCCCAUCAUCUACAGCCUGAAAAACAAGGAGGUGAAAAAAUCUUUAAGGAAAAUGUUGGGAAAAUUAAAGUUUCUCAAGCAAAGUUUCUCAAGUACUAAACAGACUGAGAUCUCUGCAAACCGAACUCUGAACCUUGUUUAA
Molecule: messenger RNA, 993 nt
Organism: Gopherus evgoodei (Goodes thornscrub tortoise)
Lineage: Eukaryota; Metazoa; Chordata; Testudines; Testudinidae
Product: olfactory receptor 1009-like
Exons: 2
Coding region: 1-993 (330 amino acids)
Biological process (GO): G protein-coupled receptor signaling pathway
Cellular component (GO): membrane
Molecular function (GO): G protein-coupled receptor activity; olfactory receptor activity
Source: RefSeq, a predicted model, not a curated record